Molecule: messenger RNA, 2747 nt
Organism: Chironomus riparius
Lineage: Eukaryota; Metazoa; Arthropoda; Insecta; Diptera; Chironomidae
Source: the annotation of a GenBank genome assembly
AAAAAAAAAACAAAUAAAUUACCAAGCUAUUAUGGAGAGUGAAGGAAACGGGAAAGUUGGAAUUAAACGUUCGCUAUCAUGUUCAGAAGAGGAAGAUGGAUUUUUGGGGUUCGAUAUAGCUGAACAAAAUGACAGUCAGCAUAUGAUACAGAAUAUAAAGAAAAUUUGUACAGACGAAUCUUCAGAUGCAGAAUCAUCGAUAUUAAAAAAGCAUUUACCCAAUCGUUCAACAGACAUACUGGAUCCUGCUUAUAAACUGCCUUUUAGAUACGGAUGGAAGCGUGAACUUGUUUUGCGAGCUGAGCCAUCAAUGAGUAAAGAAAAAGGUGAAGUUUAUUACAUUACUCCGAGUGGAAAAAAAUUAAGAACAAGACACGAAAUUCAGACGCAUCUUCAUGAUGACCUUACUAUCAAUAAUUUUACUCUUGUAAAGGAAGCGAUUGGAGCUGGUCCAGAUGAAAUCAUAAGACCUGCUAAAUAUUAUAACUAUGCUCGUCGAUCAAAUGUAGAUCCAGUAAUUAGUGAUGGUAAUCAACAGCCAUUACUUGGAAAGCGAAUUCCAAAGCCCAAAAUGCGUUUUGGAUCGAGUCCACCUCCACCGAGCACUAAUAAUAAUAAUAUUUCAUCGAUUAGUACAAACAACAGUUCUUUAUCGCCAUACCAAUCAACUAAUAAAAAUUUAUCGAGAGACAAUAGUCAAGACGCGACUAAAGUUGGAUCCUUUAAGAUUAAGCAAACCAGUUCUAUAAAGUCCAAAUCAAAAACUGGUGACGCGAGAUGUACUAUAAAUUGUUUGGCCGCUUUAGGGAAAAUACCGCAAUUACAAUGCAAAGUUUGUUUAUGUCUAUAUCAUCCUGAGUGCGCUAACAAAACCGCUAAUGUCGAUGGUACAACUUUCACAUGCGAGAAUUGUAAUUUCAAAUUUUCCAAAAGCGCUCAAAACACAACAAAAAAGCAUCAUCAGCCACCACCACAGCCUUACAACUCCGAUAAACCUCCUCACAAUUUUGAAAAUCAACCACAAACGCUUGUUACGUAUAAUGGAAAAAAAUUCAUUAUGUUUGAAUCCGACGAAAGUAGCAAUGACGCUAAAAAGAUUAUUAAUCGCGUGGUGAGUGUCCAGAAAACUGCUGACUCGACUGCGAAACAAGCCAAUCCAAGCUUCGCUCAGGAUGCUACUACAUCAAUAUCGCCGUUUAAUUUCUCGUCAAAUUUCCUUCGCAAUGUAUCAACGGGAUUCGAUGUUCUAUUGCAUACUUUUCAAUAUCUUAAAGUUCAAGAAUUACAGCGUGCAAGUCGAGUUUGUCGAAUGUGGAAUUUGGUUGGAAACAGUAGCAUAUUAUGGAAAACUGUUCGUAUGAAAAAUUCACAUGUUAACGAUUGGGAUGGAUUUGUAAAGACGUUAAAACGAAACGGAACUAUUCAUUUGGAUUUAAGAAAAGUUUUAAUGGGAAAUCAGGAUGAAUCGUGGCGUGAAUUUUCCGAUAAGAUUGGAGAGAUUAAUGAGUUACAAGGCAUUGAUUUAUGUCGUUGUACGUCAAAUGUAGUUGAAAAUUUGUUCAAGUCAAAUUCUAAAUUGAAAAUUAUAAAUGCUGUGUCGCUAAAGGACGAUAAGAUUAAUCUUGAGAGUCUUAAAUUGAGGGAGGGAGAUACAAUGUUGGAAGAACUAAGACUCCGAACAGUUAACAGCAAUAAUCUGACAGUACAAAAUUUUGACAUCCUUCCACUCAUCAACGUUCGACAUCUGUCAUUGACUACAAUCGAGAAUUUGUCAAGCAUAUUUAAUGAGAAUAAUCUUUUACGUAAUAUGAUUGCUUUGGAAUCACUAGAAUUGGGAUUUUGUGAGCAACUAAACGACCAGCAGAUUGCAGAAGAUUUGAGUUUUUUGAAAGUUUUAAAACGUUUACGCUUAGAAAAGGGCUCAAAUAAUUUCAGCAUUAAUAAAAUUUUAGUAUCUGUUGCAAAAUCACUGCCGAACCUGUGUCAACUUGAGCUAAUUAAUUGCGAUGUUAAGAAUAGUUUCGUAGAAUCAAUAUCGCAAUGUCAACAAUUGAAGCGAUUGCUAUUGAUACCGACUUAUGUUUCCCAAAGCGCUGCUACAAACUACAUGAUUAUGCAAGGAGUAAUGGAAUUACAAAAUUUAUUGAGUCUUCAUUGGGUCGUAACUAAUGAGCUUUUGCGCGUAACUGAACUAUAUCUCGAUCAAUCAGAUAGUCGAGAGAAGGGUAAAAAGUCGCCAGAUAAGCAUAGCGGAUUGUCACCAACAAAAGUCAGAGAUUGUAUUCCAGUCUUAAAGCCAGUUCCAGGCAAAUUGGAGGAAGACGAAGAUAUUGAAAAUACUGCUAAUAAACAACAGCAAGUGGAAAUCGUUGCCCUUAAAAUUGUCGAAUCAAUAUUGUCCAAGAAACUUGACAACACAAAAGUAAAGCUAUUAAAGAUUCCCCAUUCGAACACUUGGAAGCAAGUCUUGAUUGAAACAUAAUUGUCAUCAGCGCUCAAUGGUAAUGUUUUUAUAAUAAAGUUCAAAAAAAAAAAAAGAGAUAGAUAUGAAAUCAUAAGUCUAGAUUAUCGAGGUAUUAUCUUGUGUACAUAGAAUGUAAGUUCUUCAUUUUUACUAUCACACUGGUCUGCCCUUGUUCAUUUUAAUAUUUUGUUACAUUUCUCAUUUACAUUGAAAGUUCAUAAAAUGUCGCGAUAAUGUUUUACUAGAAAAAUUAAAGCCAAUAAAUGUAUUGAGAAACUUUCGC